AUGCUCUCUCCCCCCCUCCUCCUGUCAUAUGCUCUCUCCCCCCUACCUCUGUCACAUGCUCUCUCCCCCCCCUCCUCUGUCACAUGCUCUCUCCCCCCUCCUCCUGUCACAUGCUCUCUUCCCCCCCUCCUCCGUCACGUGCUCUCUCUCCCCCUUCUCUGUCACAUGCUCUCUCCCCCCCUCCUCUGUCACAUGCUCUCUCCCCUCCUCUGUGACAUGCUCUCUCCCUUCCUUCUGUCACGUGCUCUGUCCCCUCCUCUGUCACAUGCUCUGUCCCCUCCUCUGUCACAUGCUCUGUCCCCUCCUCUGUCACAUGCUCUGUCCCCUCCUCUGUCACAUGCUCUGUCCCCUCCUCUGUCACAUUCUGUCCCCUCCUCUGUCACAUUCUGUCCCCUCCUCUGUCACAUUCUGUCCCCUCCUCUGUCACAUUCUGUCCCCUCCUCUGUCACAUUCUGUCCCCUCCUCUGUCACAUUCUGUCCCCUCCUCUGUCACAUGCUCUGUCCCCUCCUCUGUCACAUGCUCUGUCCCCUCCUCUGUCACAUGAUCUGUCCCCUCCUCUGUCACAUGCUCUGUCCCCUCCUGCUCUGACCACUCCCGUGCUCUCCCCUCCUGCUCUGUCCCAUCCCGUGCUUUUACCUCCUGAUCUGUCCUUCCCUUGCUCUCCCUCCUGCUCUGUCCCCUCCUUUGUCACAUGCUCUGUCCCCUCCUCUGUCACAUGCUCUGUCCCCUCCUCUGUCACAUGCUCUGCCCCUCCUCUGUCACAUUCUGUCCCCUCCUCUGUCACAUUCUGUCCCCUCCUCUGUCACAUUCUAUCCCCUCCUCUGUCACAUUCUGUCCCCUCCUCUGUCCCAUGCUCUGUCCCCUCCUCUGUCACAUGCUCUGUCCCCUCCUCUGUCACAUGCUCUGUCCCCUCCUGCUCUGACCUCUCCCGUGCUCUCCCCUCCUGCUCUGUCCCAUCCCAUGAGUGGGGGCUGAAAUGGCAUGUUGACCAGAUCACGCAGCGCCCAUUCUCCACGAAAUUGUUUGCGAUCGCCAUGAGCAAGGCGCAGGCAGCAGCCGCAGAGGUGGGGUGGGGAGCAACAACCCGCAGAGGUGGGGUGGGGGGAGUGACGAAGUGGGGAGAGAGGUUGGGGAAUGAGGGGCAGAGGUGGGGUGGAGGAAUGAAGGGCGGAGGUGGGGUGGGGGGGAUGGCUUAUCAGUACAGGCGCAAUGAGGGAAAGUGGUGUGAUGAGAUCGAGAGUGAGACUGUGCUGAUGAUACAGCAGUCGUGUGCUGAAGUCUCACCUCCCCCUGCUGUUUCCCCCUUCCCCCUCCCCCAUUGA
Molecule: messenger RNA, 1323 nt
Organism: Closterium sp. NIES-65
Lineage: Eukaryota; Viridiplantae; Streptophyta; Zygnematophyceae; Desmidiales; Closteriaceae
Source: the annotation of a GenBank genome assembly